CAGCGGCCAGCUUCUGCAGUUUAAUCAAUUAUUAAUUCGGCAGAAGAAGAAAAAAAAUGGAUACGAAAACAAAGGUACCACAGGCCCUGAAAGCUAAAGUGAUGCUAUGGACCGAUGUGAGCUACCAUGACAUGGAGGAGAUAUGCAAAAUGCAGUCCAUUCCUGAUCUGGAGAGUGCUUUAUGCAAUGUGUUUGGAGUCCACCUCCCUGAACCAAAAAGAGGAGUUCUGCUGGAGAUGUAUGUCCAGACUGUGCUUUUUUGCAGAGAGUGCAACUUUAAAAAGGAACAAACCUCGGCUCUCUUGUCCAUCAUCAAGUCCAUCCAUGAGGCAAACAUAGAAACUCCACUCAACAACAUAGAAGAGUGUUUCAAAUACUGCAAGGAUCUACUUCUCUGUCACUCAGUCAGGCGCCCCCCCUUUAGUAUCAACCUCUUCAGCUUUGAGGAGGUGGAAUGUAUAUUAAAGUACAUCCAUAACAGCUACGUGAGACACUACAAACUCUACAAAUAUAUUUUCACCACACAGCUAAAACUUGAUCUAUCGCUGACUUACUCUGAGACCCCACACCAGGAUGAACCCCCCGUGGAGGAUUCAUCUGCUCCAGAUGAUGAAAAUCUGAUGGAAAAAGAAACAGAAGCAGCACCGACGACAGACAGCUCUUCUCAAACACAAGAAGCAUCCAUCGAAGAACCAGAGGGAGCCACACUCGGUUUCUCACUUUCAGUGCCUUCAGAACUGAAGGCACUGAUUGAGAAAGAGGUCAGAGAGCAGAUGGUGCUCGUGUCUGGACAACUAGAUCAGCGAAUGAAAGACAUUGCAGAUCAGCACAACAGUGCACUAGAUUCACCAUUGCCCAACCACAAGGCCAAAAAAUAAUGGUUGAGAUACGCUGUAUUCAAAUAAGCACUCACACACAGUUUGACAAAUCAAGCUCAAACAUUAGUUUUAUUAUCAACAAAACUUUGUUUUUUCACAUACAGUACAUCAUAUCUGCAUUUCUACAGUUAUUUCUUCGAGAGAAACUCUCUGGAAAAGUGCCACUUAUCAAACUGAAGAAUGAACAGAGUAUGGAAUGGUGUUGGUUAAAUACAGUCACAAGUCAUUUUCACAGUUAGUUUAAGUGGGUUUCCUAUUGAGGACUGUCUGCAUGCAUGACAGCUGCAGGUUACUCUCCCAAAAGCACUCCAAAUAUUCUACAUGAAUGUUUCACAUGUCUUUCAGUACUGAUUUGUAACACUGGAACCAUCUGUAAAUUGUAACAUUAUGUGUAUAGAAUCAUCUAUUAAAUAAUUAAUCACAGUGCUUUAAUGUCCACUUCAGCCAUGCAGUGUUUAGAAACACAUCUCCUCAGUUAUAACUGACGAUUAACAGGUAAUAUCAUAAAUACACAUAAUGUACUUAUAUGUGAUGUGUUAUUUCAAAUGAUUGUGCAAUGUGUCCUUUACUGCAAAACUGAUGACCCGACAAGAAGAGUUUCAAACAACCACAAACUUGGAUCAAAGGGUGGAUAAGAUAAGAUGUGCAUGCUUAACUUGCAGAACCACGGUGCGCAUUAAUAAGGCACACAAACAUCCUGGCCCCUGAAUUCCUCUUCUUAAAAUUAAACAGU
Messenger RNA from Anarrhichthys ocellatus (wolf-eel), 1611 nucleotides. RefSeq names its product cilia and flagella associated protein 119 (gene cfap119). Lineage: Eukaryota; Metazoa; Chordata; Actinopteri; Perciformes; Anarhichadidae. The coding region runs from base 57 to 878 and encodes 273 amino acids. The record is from RefSeq and is a predicted model, not a curated record. The transcript has 9 exons.